Messenger RNA from Tetrahymena thermophila SB210, 384 nucleotides. RefSeq lists its product as hypothetical. The record is from RefSeq and is a predicted model, not a curated record. Lineage: Eukaryota; Ciliophora; Oligohymenophorea; Hymenostomatida; Tetrahymenidae. The transcript has a single exon.
AUGUCGAUUUAGUGUUCCAAGAGUGAAAAGAAAGAAAUCCUUGGCCGCAUCAAACAAACGGUUGAUGUAGAUGAAAUUUUGAAAUAUACAAACUAUCAAGAUAAUGAUAUUAGAUUGAAGGCUGUUAGUGAGCUUUGCCCUUGCAAAGUCUAAGAAGAUAACAAAGAAUUCUGGGAUAGAGUCUUCCAAAUGGUAGACGAUCCCGAUGCCAAAAUAAGAGCUAGGAUCUUACAUAUCAUCUGUGACGGAUCUCCAGAUCGUUUAGAGCUUUAGGUUGCUGAAGCACUAGAAAGAUUUAAUAGAGAUACCGACCGUGAUAUCAAAAGACAAGCUCAUAAAGUUCUUGCAUCCUAUACAAGAACAGGCAAGUGGAACAUCCUUUGA